Anarrhichthys ocellatus (wolf-eel) is the source of this 10469-nucleotide messenger RNA. RefSeq names its product ataxin 7 (gene atxn7). The record is from RefSeq and is a predicted model, not a curated record. NCBI's taxonomy places the organism in Eukaryota, Metazoa, Chordata, Actinopteri, Perciformes, Anarhichadidae.
UGGAAGCACCAGGUGAAGACCUCCACAGAGGCUGAGCACUGCACUCACUCUUUCCCACCGUCUUCUGUCUCCUUCGCCCAGUUCAUCCAGCUGAUAUAUAUCUGCCUGGUGUCACGUUUACGCCUACAGCAUCCAGAGCCUUGACUUCCUCUCCAGUGUGUGUGGCGGCCAGCGAUCACCAAAACUGAUGAGGAUCGGUUGAUUGAGUUCAAAUUAACUUCCUUUUUUCUUAUUUUGCCAAGGUAAGAUAUCACAGCCACUUAUGACUCUACAUUCUAUUGACAGUUAAUGUUUCAUUUUGCUAUACAAUAAUAUUAAGUAGUUAUAUAGUGCUUAAAGAUGUUAACAGUUGUCGCUGAAUUAGAAACUUAUUGGAGUUCAACAAUUUUACAGUAAUUGUUUUCCAGAGAACCCACUUUUGAUUUCUUUAGGUUUAUUUGUUAAACACAAACAACCCAAACAUUGUUGACUUGUUUGUGGAUAUCACAAACUAAAACUUAAAAAACACCUAUACAUGUGGUCAUGAUAGAAAUGUGUCCCUAGGAAAGGUAGCUAGUAUCUAGCAAAAGGAAAAGACCUCUCUCUGUUGCUUUCAUGAUUAUACAUUUACUUACUUGAAUGAUAAAGCAUCAGAUGAAAUGCAUCAGUCCUGAGAUGAAUACUAUUUCUACUUUAUUGAAAUAUUCAUUAGUAUUCUGUUUUUGUUGGGACCUUUUUGCUGAUGUGUGAGGCAGGAGUUGCUCAGUAACAUCCCUUGGUCUCUGAUUAAAGAUUAAAAUUAUUUUUUAAUAUAAAUUUCAUGACAUAGAUGAGUCCCAGCCGGUUGACUCCAUGUCAGCAUUGGCCUUGUGAGGGGCAGGGCUGGUUUGAAACAGUAGAUAGCGUGUUGAGCCAUUUAUUAACCCAAGAAAUGUGUAUUUUUAUAAAUUUGGUGGAAAUGUCAACAUUAACACCAGCAGUGUUUCAUCACAAUACAGUCAUACCAUUUAGUUUACAGCUCAAAAACACAUUUUAGUGUGCAGUACCUCUUUAAUAGAAUAUUAUCAAUAUGUAUUGGUUGGUUCGUACACAAAAACAAGUGUGUGAGAUUACAGUGCUUGUCUAAAAGGGGCUGUAGUGGAAACCUUGAUAUUUUUACAUGUUAAAGAUUAACAAUUUGCAAUGCUUUUUUAAAAAGCAGAUGCGCCUCUGGUCCAAUCCCAGAUGUAGUCACUGCUACUCAUCGAGAUGGAUUAGUACGAAGGCAUCGGUAUGUCAUAACUUAAGUGUUGGUCAUUAAUAGAUUAGUAAUGAAAGAAGGCAAAAUGAAUAGUCAAAAAUGUCAUACCAAAAAUUUCAUUCACAGGGUUUCCUAAUUUGUUGCUGUGUCUAAACGGGUAAGUUUCACAUUACAGCAAAAAAGAUGUUCAAUGCAUGCCUCUUAAAAAUAGUGUUAAUGUUUUGUGUCAUUGCGGGAAAUCUACUUGAGAUGUACUUGAGCCCUUUCAAAUACCUGUAGAGUAUCUGUUGACACUGUUUGCUCACGUAAUGCUGAUUAUUUCUGUAUAGUAUUUCAGAAAAUGAAAAUAAUAAUGCACUAAAAGUUUUUAAUGUGUCGUCACCCUCAAACUACAACAACAGCACUCAGCAUCAAGCUUGUUAUGCCGGCUCACCCAGUUGUUGUAGGUAUCCAUAUCAAUGUUAACAUAGCACAGUGAAAUGUCGUUGAACAACCAGGUAACCUGAACGUAAUAUACUAUAUUCUCCUCGGGUUUAACCCGGCAUGCCAGUGUCGGAUUUGUUGAUUCAUCCCUUCAGAAACCUAUGAGUGAUAUCGAAGGCCCUGUUCACACCUGGCAUUUACAUGUGUCAUGGUUGAUCCAGUCACAAGUGGACAGCUCCCACCUGGCAAUAGAAUGUGUCUCCACACGCGUUGAAGAUAUCAAAACAUACAGACUGGGUCUAUUCCUUGGGGUGUUCCAGACAGACCAACUCGCCCAAGAUGUUUGACGCACUCGUAAUGUAUCUCCAUGGGCGUUUCAAAAUAUUCAGACUGCGUGAAAUAUAAUACGAGUGUGCUCAAUUACCUAUACUGCCAUAUUAUUUAGUAUCCCAGGAAAAGAUUUUGUAUGUCCCAAUACAUAGUAUGUCAAAUGCAGUAUGCCAAAAAUACCAGGAAAUUCUACUGCAUCCGGUUUCAUUUUGCAGUAUGCAAGUCAGCAUGCUUUCCUGCCUAUUCUGACCCACAAGCUAAUGUGCAGCAGAGGAUACGUCACAUCGACUGAGCUGCAGAGAGAUCGCAGACAUAGCACCUUUUUCUAAAUGGGCAUACCUUUUUGUUUUACUUCAAAUUUUGAGUUACAAACUACGACGAAACUAGGGCGAAAUGUCAUGACAAAAUAGUAUGUCCCAAUUGUAUGCUCACUGCAUGCAAAAGUACAUACUUUGUAAGAGCUUCAGUACGUACUAAUAGUAUAAUACAGAGAAAAAGUAUGCGAUUUGGAACCUCUGGCGCUGUUGGCGAAUGAGUUCUUACUUCCGCAGAGGACGUCAGCUGAGUAGGCGGUCCUUCAAUGUUUCCCAGGACACAUUCACGUACAUACUGCUAAAAGAAUGUGGCCACCUCUGACUGUGGUCUGAGUGAUCGGAUCUCAAUGCGUUCUCAAUACCUCUUGGGUGCAUUCACACCUGUACUUUGAGCUGUCUACAUGUGAUCAGGUCCCCCAGGAUGAAUGUCAUUGCCAGGUGUAAACACGGCCAAAGAUGCCGGAUCCAUUUAUUUUGUUUUUAGUCUAUGGUUUGACCAUUUUAACAGCUCCUACAGUAGCCACUUUGCUUUAGAAAGGUCUGCAUUCUGAAACUCAACAUCCUUGUAGUAUGAACAUAUUCGGCUAGAUUUUCUAGUGGAGUCUGGAUUUUUUUUAUAUUGUUUGGAUCACUUUGAUACAAUGGAAUUAAUUUGAGACUGGUGUAUGCAUAGGCAAUAGAUAAAGACUUAACAAAAUAAAACAUAACUUUUUCUGUGAGAUACUAGCAAUUUCUAUAUUUAGUGUUGGUCCAAAGCCAAGUUUCUGAACUGUACUCUUGAAAUUAGCAACUGGGCAAGGUCAUUGUUCCUCAAGAAUUCAUUGAACUUUUCUAACAUUUAUUUUGAGGAUUUUUUCAGAUUUUUCAAACUGGCCUUGGUUUUUUAUUAGGACAUCGCCAGAUGAAGACUAGAAAUGUUUGUGCCUUUUGUAAGUCAAGUAACUGUCUUACUUUGCGUCAGUCUCUACAGUAAAUGUUGUCUGUGGCAAGGCAAAGAAACUGCCUCCAUUACUUGUUUUCUUGCUUGUCAGCUUUUGUCUGUUGUCUAUAUGCAUCUUUGGGAUAGGUCACAAGCAUUUCAUUUUGAAAGUGAAAGUCAAGACUACUUGGCUGUGGGUAACUCUGCCUUUGCACGGAAAGUUAACAGCCACAGGAGGAUCUGUUUAACCAAGUCCUUUCAUAGACAUUUGAUAUGACACUGAUGUGUUUUAGAUUUCUAAAUGCUUUCUUUUUCUUAACAGAAAGUGGAAAUUUUUUAUUUUUGUCAUUGCAAGAAGUGAUAUUAAGAAUUUGCAUAAGCAUGGUGUGUAGACUGUAAACAGGCACCCACUAGUGUCCCAUCAAAACAGGCUUAAUAAAUAUCCAAAUCUGUUGGAUACUGGGCUGUAUGCUGCUGUAUGAUAUACUUAUUUCUAUUUUCAUAUAAAUCAUAUAAUACUACUGUAUAAUAUUGUGUAGCUCCCCCUAAUUAUGUGCAUGUCGUAUUUAAUCAAGAUUUAGCUUUAACCAGGCGAAGUAGUUAAGCAUUGCAUGUAAAAUGAAUUAAAACCAACAAGUCAGGAAACCCCUUUAGAUAAACUGCCAGUUAAUUCAGUAUAUUGUAUGUCAUAUGUUGCUUGUCAAGUGUCCACACACACACACACAGGUUCUGUUUUUUUUUUUUUUUUUUUUUGUGUGAGGGGCGGGUUUGGUGAAACAACACGCGUUUGCCGCGUCAAUCAGUGAAAAAGUCCUCCUAUCCCGAGCGCUACCAAUGCUGACUCUCGUGUUGUUACAUUGUAGCGGAAAGAAUGUCGGAAAGGGCCGAGGAUGACGUCAGGGGGGAGCAGCGCCGAGCGGCCAGGCAGCAGCUGAAGCAGCAGCAGCAGCAGAUCCAGCGGGGAGAAAGCUCCACAGCAAUGGCGACUGUUGCGGAGCGGAGAUCCUUGCCUAGUCCAGAAAUAAUGCUGGGACAGCCUUGGAGCAACUGGGUCGACGCCGCCAAACUCAACGGCAACGACGGUGCCGAAUCGGAGGAAAGUUUCAAAGACUCCGGGAAAAAUCGGGAAGCCAUGCGUUUGUGCAGAGAAGACAUGCCCAUAUUCGGCCAAUGCCCCGCACAGGACGACUUCUACCUGGUGAUGUGCAACCACUGCGGCCAGGUCGUCAAGCCCCAGGCCUUCCAAGCACACUACGAGAGAAGACACAGUUCGGCCUGCAAGCCAACCCCCUCCCCCUUCCCCGUGUCGGGCAGGAACAGGACCAGCGGACCCGGGCUGGGCUCGGGGCCUAUAGCUGGACUGGCAAGUGGAGUCAUCCUUAGCCGACCUUCCACCGCUGGAUCUUCAGCGUCGUCCUCCUCCAAUCCCAAACUCGUCAAACCAGCCAAAGAGAAGCUGCCAGGCUUUCAGCGAAGAACCCCCUUUGCACCCUUCAGGACACCCCAGCUGGACAAGAUCCUCACCCCGGCUGUCAAGGUGGAGAAGAUGCAUCUGAGGGUGGACUCGUCCGCUAAGCUGGUGCAGGCCCCAUCUGCCCCAGCCACCACCUCAUCAUCCUCCACAUCCUCCUCUAGCACCACUGUGAGCUCCAACACUACCACCAUCACCACCUCCGCUUCCUCAUCAUCAGCCCUUAAACCAGGCCUUAACUGUCCCUCCAUACCAAAGCCUCCAUUACUGGCCCCGGGUCCGAUUCCCAACGGCAAGGGCCACCUCUCAGUCCUCUCAGACAAGAAGCAGGACAGCAGCAGCAGCAGCAGCAGUGCCAGUAGCAGACGCCACCUUAACAAGAGAGUGACAGAACGUGAGUUCAAUGCCGAUGCCCACUGUGGCGUUGUGGAUAUGACCGCCCGGAAACCAUGCACAAGAUCCCUAACAUGCAAGACACAUUCCUUAAGCCAGCGGAGGGCGGUGCCAGGGCGGAGGAAGCGCUUUGACACAUUGCUGGCAGAGCACAAGAACAGAACAAGGGAGAAGGAGAAGGAGAGAGAGCUCCACCAACCCCAUUCCCAGCAAAAUACCUCUCUCAGGGACCCACACCCCUCCUCCCACCUCGCUGCUGCCCAUGAUGCCCACCAGGUUGCUCAUGGGAACGGCCCUGCCCCAGACGCCACUAAGCCUUUGCCACUCUGCAAGCCCAAAUUUCACAGCCCUGGUCUUCCACGACUAAACAGCAGUCACGGAGGUGGUACCCCCGGAGACCCUGCAGUAGUCCACGAGUCGCCACACCUUGCUCAUACUACCCCUGGUGGGUUUUCUCGACCCUCCAGUGACGAGGGAGAGAACGAGGAGCGGGAGGACAGCGCUGACAAACUGGACUGUCACUAUUCAGGUUAUCACCCCCGACCGGCAGCUUACUGUACAUUUGGAAGUCGACUGUUAGGAAGAGGUUGCUACUCCUUUGACAGGCGAUGGGACAAAGUGCGAUGUGCCCUAACCACGAUGAUGGACAAACACGUCAACUCUCAGAUGUGGAAGAAAAUCCCCUUGGCCUUGGAGAACUCCUCCUCCGUUGCACCUUCCCAUAGGACAAGCACAAAUUCCCACGGUAGCACCCCCUCUUCAGGCUUCCUGGGCCCCCCUGCCACCUUGCCCCAGACUCCUUAUAGCCAAUCGUACGAGGGCAAGUCUGUGCUCUCAUAUGGGACCACCUUAAAUGCCCGCAGCUCCCCUCAGGGCGGGGCUGAGCACCCGGCCUACGGCAUUACGCAGGCCCGACAAGUGUCUUCGUCGCCGCAGAUGCCUUCAGCCCACUUGUCCUCCUCUUCUUCUUCAGCUCCUUCCCUAGCCUCAGGCCGGGCACUUAAGUCCCGUUCCUCCAGCAGCAGCACUACCAAGUCGUCGUCGUCGUCCUUCAGGCCCAAGGAGAUCUCUAGCUCCUCGAUACCCUUCAUCCCCAACUCCAUUGGUGGGGGCAACAGUAACAGUAGCAACACAAGCUUCAGCUCGGGGAAGAAGAGGAAGAACAGCUCUAUACUCUCUUCAUCCCAUGGCCCCUCUGAAUCCUCCUCUUCUAAUGCCAUCUACUCUUCCGCCUCCUCCCCUUUCAAGAAGAACUGUACGAAUGUUGGCAGCUCAGGGAGCACCUACCACCACGGCUCAUUAGGUCCUUCAUCGUCGUCAUUAUCUUCCUCCCACAGCGGAGUCCACAGCGUGGGGCUUAACUGUGGCCCCACUGUGCGGACUAACUCACUCAGCCUCAAGGCUGAGCCUUCUGGAGGUUCAGCAGGCGGCUCCUCAGGGCCGCCAGCACGAGGUCCUCCCUCGGGCAGCCCUGCAGAAUCCAUCAAGCGCAUGAGCGUAGUGAUGAACAGCAGUGACUCCACCCUUUCCCUGGGACCUUUUGUCCACCACCAGUCCUUAUCCUCAGCUGACCACCACACCAACUUCAGCCACCACUCCACAGAUGGGCGCCUGGAGGGCAAGAAGCGCAAAGGCUCUCCUGCCUCCAGCGGCAUUAAUAGUGGUGGUGGUGGUGGUGGUGGUGGGGGGGGAGGAGGGGGAGUGGGACCUGGACCAGGUAGACCCAAAGUGGCCAAGUCACCUGCCAUUAACAACAUCCAUGGGAAGCAUGGGCGAAGUAUUCCAGGGACGCCGGGUUUACCGAACAACUCCCAUUUACAUCAGCCAAAGGCUCGUCCCUGACAGCGGUGUCCGGCUUCUGUGAAUGGAACCGACAGGCGGACGGGAAAAAGUCCAGAGCGGUCCGCAUAUUGCUCCGGACUUCACAAGGCCUUCUAAAAUCAAACCCACAUUACUCUCAGCUUCCCACAAUCCUCAGGGUGGAGAUGAUCUGGACUGCCCAGUGAAGUCAAUGUGGUCCUUACUAUUUCUCCCAAAGCCAUGUGUAUUUGUGUGUGUGUGUGUGUGUGUGUGUUGGGAGGAAGGGUGCAAUGGCACUGUAUGUAUAGCGUGGAUUGCCAGGGGUCUGAUGAGCGAGCCAAGGACCCCCCACGCAUGUGUUGUCCCAGUAUUCUAAGAGGUCUUCCUGUCUUGAAGUAGGAGGAUCAAUAGCAACAGCCAGGGGUCUCUUGAACUGCGGUUCAAAGCCCAUUGGGUUCAGGUUAAGGGUUGCCGCAACAAGCCGCCAUGACACUGAGCAACUGGGGAGACAACAAGCCGAUCUCUUCCGUGUUUGUUAACGAAUGAGUGUGCGAAUGUGCGUGUGCGUGUAAGAGAAUUUUUCUCAUGUCAGAUUCUGCUGGACUACUGGAAUUUCCAACUUAAUUACACCCCCAGCGCCUGAUCUCAGAAGCCUUGGAAGGAGAGCAGCAGCAGCAGGAGGAGGAGCAGCAAACUGUUACUUGCAACACCUUAAACAACACACAAUCACCUUGUUGUUUCACUUUUCAUUAGUUUGACUCUCUGGCGACGCGUUUGAUUAGCUUGGAGUUCCACGCAGUAGCCUGAGAGGAGCCCGUAGAGACGAUCUGGUCAAUUCUUUUAUUACCCAGAAUAAUUAUGCAAGUGUUACCUUUUGAUUUCUGAUGAGCUUUUUACACUGAACUACAAAGAGUCUUUGUAGAUGUGGUGAAGACAGUUGUGCUUUCAAAUGUGAAAAGGACGCCUGAUGUGCCCAUUUGAUUGAAUCUUGUGGCAGAGCGAUAACUUUGUCUUGAGGGACACCUGUUUAAUUUUCUGAAUCUUUCCAUUGUUCACAAAUGAUCGCCACAGUAGACCUACCCCCAACUGUGAACAGAACUGAAAGAACUACUUUCUCCACAGGCACUGCUUAGUUGUCACAAAGCGAGCCAAAAGCUGCUAUCAGCUUUGCCAACUACUCUUUUCUUUUUUUUCUUUUUUUUAACGAAAAAGGUGGGCAGUCUUGCUCAUAAAGCAUUCAUGGUGCAUUGCCUGUGUGGAUAUGAAGAAAAUCUGUGCAAACCUUAAUAUUAUUGCCAUAACUUACCUACUUUUUACCCAUUCAGCUGCGGGAAAUCCACAGCUGUUGUGGGCAGAUGUGAAUUGUAAUGUUUAUUUUUCCUACAUAGGGAAUCAGGUAUGGUACGUCUUAACUGGAGCAAACUUUAUGCACGUCACCUGUCUUCUGUGGGUAUGAUUGUCCCUCCUGUCUGUCUGUCUGUCUGUCUGUGUGUGUGUGUGUGUGUGUGUGUGUGUGUGUGUGUGUGUGUGUGUGUGUGUGUAACCACUACCCAAGCACUGGGUGUUACAGUUCCGAUGCCUCGCCGUAACACGAUGUUGGUGUGUGUUGAGAAAAGAUUUGUCACAGUAGAAUGGAUAACCAGGCAUUAUACUCUAUUCCUUUGUCAAAAUGGAGUCUUAAAUCAGGCAAUACUUGUCGGGAUGUUUGCUUAUUUCUAGAGGUCUUGAGUGGGUUUUAUGGUGCGAGAUUCAUGGAGAUGGCUUCACCGGACAUAUUAAAUCUUUUGGCAACACCUGUUGAUUUAUGGAACCUCCAGUGAUGUCAGUGUGGGAAAGUAGGAGACUUUUUUUUUCUUUUUUUUUUAAGAUUCUUAAUUUACCUUUUUAUUUCCCGUAGCCUAAUGUCUCAAACAAGUAUUGGAGUUUCCCUAUUUGAGAAUACGUAUUUUGUUAAAUUGUACAUAGUGAAAUAUGUAUUUUUGCACAGGCAAUUUUCGUACACGCUGAAUUUUUGGUACAAUCUUUUAAAAAAAAAAAAAAAUUAAAAAGAAAAUUAUUUAUUUAGUAAAAAAAGAUAACAAGUCAGAGAACUUGAUUAUUUGAAGUGGUUCACUGCCAAGUCUCUAGAAUGCAAUAUGUAGAAGCUGAAGCAUCUCAUGAAUCAUGUACUGAGAUCCUUAUAGUAUCAAAGGUGAAGUAUUGCCACUGUAGCAUGUGUCUGUAUGACAGGAUACCUUUAUUCACUUUUCAAGGUCUCAAUCACAUGUGCUUUUACAAGAUAUUUUACGUUGCCUAUGAAUCAACACAACAAAAAGUUACCAUAUGACCCAAUUAGCCUGUGAUUUUGAAGCGUUCUGCAGGCUUGAAGCUGUGCCAAUUGUCGAACCAGUUUCCAUUAACUUUUCAAACACUUUGUAGACCUUAAAACAUAUUUCACGAUUGAAACACUUUGCGUUCUUUUAUAAAGGCUGGAGGGACUUAAAGCAAUCAUUGCAAGGAAGAGGAACAAACAAACAGUCCAACUGCUUGUGUCGUCGUUGCCAAACGAGUCAUUUCAAUCACAGCUUUUAAAGAAAUAGUUUGCAGCUUUUAAAAGAAGUAUGAAAUUAAGAAAGUGCCUGAAUUAGUUUCACCCUGACUGUUUGAGGACAGUGUUCUUUGGGUUGUUUUACCUUACUUGAAUGUUGGAAGCAUUUAGGCGUUUGCUUUCAAAUCUGCCUAUGAACCCUAAAUAUGGUAAAACCUGAGAUUGUCAGCCGCCCAGUAUGAAAAACAAGUGUUGUGGGGGGGGGGUCAAAAGUUUUCCAGACAAGACGUGGAGAUUUCGAUAGCCUCUCUGUGUGCGGCUUAAGUCCUCUCUGGUUUACUGGGAUUUUUACGUAAAAACCUUCAAUCAAGUGUUUUGUUUACCCUCAAACUCCACUGACAUCUUGACAUCGUUUCCAGUAGAUGGAAACGUGAGGACGGUUUUUUUUAAUAGCACCAUAGACUUGGAAUGUGAAAGUGAGAGAGAAUACAGCUCGUGUUUGGGAGGAAACAAUAAAUCCACCAUUCAUACUAUGUAAAAGCGUGUAUAGAUUUUUUUUUUUGUAUACAUCAAAAUCAUUUUCAGCUGGACUUAUGUAUUGGCUGCUAUGUAAUUCAUGAACAAAACAUAGGUUAGAAUUAAUAUUUAAAGAAAAAAAGAUUGUAUAGUAUAUUUGUUUUGUAACAAGUUUCUGUAAAUAAAAUAAUUUAUACUGCUAUUUAUAUGAAAUGACGUCUCUGCCUCUUUCAUAAAGAACAUUACAAUUACCGCCUCGCGGUUUUAUGUCUGUCGACCAGUCAAGUUGCAGUUUACAGCCAUGUCGGUACAGAACAUCACUUCAUUUUUAUCCUGUUAGAGAUUGUUGUGAAAUUAGCAUAUGAAUUCUUCAGUUAAGGCCAAAAGCAUGGUGAGGUCACAGUGACUUUGGCCUUUGACGUCAUACAAUCUCAGAUCCCAUCGGCUGUCAGUCUGGCACCGAUAAGCCUCUGGGGGCAAGGAGCUGUUUUUCUGAGGCUCCGAUGUCAGCAGAUAUCUUGGCCAUGACUUUUCUGGGAACUUCAUAUAGUAUAACU